AUGGACGCCCAAGGCCACCCUCUCGGCGAGAUCGUUAAGCCAGAGCCUGAUUAUGGCUUUGAGGUGCCUCACCAGAAGGUCGACUUGGAGAUCGACUUCUCGACCCAGAGCUUGACGGGCCGCUGCGAGAUCGUAAUCAGGCCGUUGCGGGGUGACCUCACGGAGGUCAGGUUGGAUGCCCGCCAGUGUGUUAUUGAGUCGGGUCAGGUCACGGUGAACGGAGUAGCGGCAGAGUUUGAGUACAGGGACCCGAUGAAGUCUAUGGACAUCUCUGAGAGCAUCCUCUGGGGGGUACACCAGGCCGACCUGCAGAAAGAUAAACUCAAGCCGAUGAUUGGAGACACGAGAUCGAAGGGCCCCUUGAUUGUCAAUCUUCCAUUUGGCUGUGUCCGGCUGGAGGAAGUACCGCUAGACGCUCUUCCUGAGACGGGAGUAACUCCACUGGCACUCCGAGCUGUUGGCUCUUCUGGGAUCCGAACCGCGUCCGUUACCCUCGAUACGCCUCUCUCGGCCUUUCCAAAGGGAACGGUUGAUAUGAGUCCGAGAUACGAGGCUUUGACCAUCGUCAUCAAUUUCGCCAUUCACCAUUUCAGAGACGGUCUGCAUUUUGUAGGCCUGACCGAGGGUGAUGCACGCUAUCCGCAUGUCUACACGAGGCAUUCUAUGGAUCCAGGCACUGCUUCUUGCAUCUUCCCUUGUGUCGAUGACUCGAGCAUGCGGUCGAUCUGGGAAGUCUCUAUCAAAUGCUCAAGAACCUUGGGGGAUGCACUCAAGCGCCGUCCAGUACCCGCGCUUCGGGGCCACAAAAACCAUUCUGUUAAGAAGGCCUUAACGAACGGCGUACUCGAGGAUUACGAGGUUCCCCUCAGCGACGAGGAGAAGCUUUUGGAGCUGGUUGUGGUAUGCACAGGUGAACUUACUAGCGAGACUACGGAUCUGGAAGACAGCUCGAAGAAGAUUAUAACCUUCAGUGGCUCAAACCUUCUGGCCGCUCGCCACAUCGGAUUUGCGAUUGGUCCCUUUGAACAGGUUGACUUGUCUCAGUUCCGGGAGGUGGAAGACGACGAGAAGCUUGGUCAAGGACAAACCAUCCCCAUCUACGCAUACUGUCUCCCAGGCCGGGCUGACGAGGUUCGAAAUACAUGUGCUCCUCUGACGCACGCAUUCGAUUACAUCCUCAUGAAUUUUGGCGGGUAUGCAUAUCAAGAAUGCCGAUUUGUCUUUGUCGACGACCAGAUCCAAGACACCGAACACGCCGCAUCCUUAUCUAUCUGCAGUACUCGCCUGCUCUUCGCCGAAGGUAUCAUCGACCCCGAAAUCGAGAAUAUUAGAAUACUUGUCCAUGCCAUAGCUACGCAAUGGUUUGGUGUCAAUAUUGUUCCCAGCCAGCCUUCGGAUAGAUGGGUCACGAUCGGUCUGUCUCACUUCAUCACUGGGCUCUUCAUGAAGACUCUGUGUGGGAAUAACGACUACGCAUUUCGGCAGAAGACGCUGUCGGACAAAUUGGUCGAGCAAGAUUUCCAGAGACCCUCCCUUCAUGCUCUUGGAGAAAUCCUCGGCCUAGGCUCCUUCCAGUACGAGUUCAUGAAGUUGAAGGCGCCACUCGUCAUGUUCAUCCUGGAUAAGCGGCUGGUUAAAGCUUCUGGCUCUGCGGGUCUCGUGCGAAUUAUCAGCAAGAUGGUCAUGAUAGCCAAUACCGGAGAUGCGAAAGAAAGCUUUGUUUCAACGGAAGGCUUCAGAAAAUCUUGCGAGAAGGUCACCAAAUACCGACAGACGGACAGUUUCUGGAAGGAAUGGGUCUACGGCUCUGGGUGCCCACGGUUAUCAAUUACACAGAAAUUUAACAAGAAACGUCUAUGCGUCGAGUUGACUAUCAGUCAGAAGCAAGACACUCUCCCUACCCAAAGAGAAAUGCAGAAGGACUCUUUUCUAAGAGAACUCAAGGAAGUGGUUCAUGAUAUCUACUCUCUCCCGGUUCAACCAGUAUUUACUGGCCCCAUGACGAUCAGAAUCCAUGAGGCCGACGGUACACCAUACGAACACAUUGUUGAGAUUCGGGAACUACACUCUAAGAUCGAGAUCCCCUACAACACCAAAUACAAGCGCUUGAAGCGAACCCGGAAACAAAAGGAGCAACAGAACGCCAUGGCUAAUGCCGAUCCGAACGCGGAAGGUGGCGAGGACACUCUUAUCUACUGCCUCGGAGAUACUAUUCAAGGUCCGGAUAUGGAAGAAUGGGGUGUGAUCGAAUGGGACGCCGAGAACCUCGCAAAGAUGGAGCUGGAGUCCUACGAAUGGAUCCGUGUUGACGCAGACUUCGAAUGGAUUUGCGAGAAGCAAUUCUCACAAAUGCCUGCGUACAUGUACGUGUCGCAGCUGCAGCAGGACCGAGACGUUGUUGCUCAGCAAGAUUCAAUGCUCUAUCUCAAGAAUAUGCAGGCUCACAAGCUUGUGGCAACUUUCCUCACAAGAACUCUCAUGGACACACGCUAUUUCCAUGGCAUUCGUUCCAUGGCAGCCGAAGCACUUAACAUUCAUGCAAGCCCCGCAGUCCAGUGGGUUGGCAUGAAGCAACUCGAAAAGGCAUAUGUGGAAUUCUACGCUUAUGCUAAAGACAAGACGCCUCGGCCCAAUGACUUCAGCGACAAGAGAGCCUACACAGUUGAGAUGUCUAUCAUAAAGUCUCUAGCCAAGAUUCGCGAUAGUAACGGCAACUGUCCGAAGCAAAGCCGUCUAUUCCUCAUGGACAUCUUGCGAUUCAACGAUAAUUCAAACAAUCAAUUCUCCGAUAACUUUAAGAUCGCUACCUUGCUCUCUGCUCUCGCAGACUCGCUCAUUCCACUGGAGGAUGCGGACAACCUUGAUAUCUACGAUGACGAGGAAGACAUGGAACCUGUCGAAUUCAAGAAGCAGGUUCUUGAAGAACUCGAUCGGUACGCUCGCAUGGACGAGUGGAUCAAUUCCUACCAGAACUGUUUCACGGUUACGGUCUUGGACUGCAAGCAACGUCUCAUGCAGGCUAAAGUCAUACCCACGGACGCAGUGGAGUUCGUGCAAUACCUCCACGAUGGCACCUCUGAAUUCGUUCGGAUCAAGGCGUUUAGAUCACUGAUUGAUUUGGGGUUUCUCACGAACAAUGCGGUCGCUUCACUACUACUAAACGUCGCCAGUACGGACCCCUCCCCAUACACCAGAAGGAAACUCUUUGAGAUCUUUUGCUUGGGUAUUGCCUCUAUUGCCUUCGGCGAGGAUCGAAAAUCCGACCCUGUUUCGGACAAAACAGACGAGACUGCAGCGAAUGAGGACCGGGAUGUUUUGAUGAAUGAUGCUCCACCUGUCGAAGAUGGGAACCUGCUUGUAGAGCAGGACGCGACUGCUGUUGCCGAUGCUCGCGCGGCUCUUAUUGCACGCACCAAGACAAUAGAGGGAGCUCUGCUUGCCCUGAAGAACGAGUUGAAGAGCAAUGAGGUGCUUAAGGUUGCAAUCUGGAAGGCUGUCAAAUCACCAAACAUCGUUUUGGCUGAACACUUGGAUCUUCUCGACGUCUGCCACGUUAUCUACGAAGCUGUCGAGUCCAUCAUUGUCAAGUUGGAUUACCCACGCUACUGGGGAGUCUCUCACGCUGGCAAGGGUAAACUUACCUUCAAGAAGACUGACAAAGUCCGUACGAAGCCUCGCAAACCCGCUCGAAUUGUCGCUCCAGUGGUUGUAGAGCCGCCAAAGGCUGUCUUCGCACUCCCAGCCGCAAGCCCACAAGCAGUCCAACAACCCAAGCCAGUGAUAAUGAAAUUCUCGACUGUCCAUCAGCAGAACAAGAUUCCACAACAGAGCAAGACUCCAACCAGCAAGACGGCGCCGCCCACCCAAGCGCCGAAGUCAGUUAUAAAGCCAGUAGUAAAGCCAGUUGUAAAGUCAGAGGUGGUGGCGGACGAGUCAAUGAAGCCCCCGCCUUACAAGCCUGCGCAGAAACGAGAGCGCCCUACAGACAACAUCCUUAGCUCGGACGACCGGCCGAGGAAGAAACGAAAGAUUGUCAAAAUGAAGGUCUCGGCUGAGGGAAUGAAGCAGAUCGUGCAGAUCACCAAUUUGCCCCCCACAAACCCAGCACCGGCCCUGGCGCGAGCCAAAUCUUACACAAAGAGCGCUUCGCCAGCACCGAACCGCUCCUCUCCCAAACCCUCUCCUGGACCGAAGUCAUCACCCGCCCAUCGAACCGGACUGCCUUCAGCCCCUGCUGCUCCUAGAACUGGACUCCCUUCGGGCCCUUCGGCUCCUGCCAGAAAUCCGCUGCCUAAUGGCUCAUCGGGCCCGUCAGCAAUCAAGAUCAAGGUGAAGCCCAAACCGAGAGCCAGCCUCCCUUCAAAUCCUCCUUUGUCAAAUCACUCCGCCUCUCCCAGACCAAAUCCUCCGUCACAGUCCACUCCUCCCGCUCCGAAAUCGACACCAGUGUCAAACCAAAAACCACAAGCUCCUGGAUCUCAAAACGGCAAACCGCGGAAGCCCCUCCCAGACGCUGUGCCCCGCUCAUCGCCAGCUCCCGGGGCCAAAAAAUUGGUCAUCAAAAUAAAGAACGGCAAGGCUACACGUCAAUAG
Molecule: messenger RNA, 4593 nt
Organism: Drepanopeziza brunnea f. sp. 'multigermtubi' MB_m1
Lineage: Eukaryota; Fungi; Ascomycota; Leotiomycetes; Helotiales; Drepanopezizaceae
Biological process (GO): transcription initiation at RNA polymerase II promoter
Cellular component (GO): transcription factor TFIID complex
Molecular function (GO): transcription cis-regulatory region binding; chromatin binding; RNA polymerase II general transcription initiation factor activity
Source: RefSeq, a predicted model, not a curated record